AUGCGUGACUUCUGUAACGACACGUAUGCGCGCGCACACACAUAAUAUGACUUUUUCUGCUUUAAAAAACGUUUUAUUAUCAUUUAUAUAUCAUAUGAUAUUUUUAUAUUUUACAUUAUUCACACAAGUCACGUGCAAAGUAAGUUGGGGGACGAACAGGAUCAAUAAAAUAAAUCAGAUGCAAUGAAGGAAAAAAGUACAAGCCACAUGUAAAAGCCACACAACAACAACAUCCGUGCAAAGGUUUGGGCAGAUUCCAUAUUUCUCACGGGUUUUUGAAGUGAAAAGAAGUAACUUACGACAUUAAAGUGAGCCUCUCUACAAAUGCUACUGCACUUUUGUUCCAUGGGCACCUUAUUAAGUCAAUAUUUACUAAGUGUGUCUCCGUGCAACUUUUGCAUCUCUUUGUGGUCGGUUUUUGUCUUUUUGUGUCUCUCUUUGGUUGUGUUUCAUCUAUGUAGUCUUUUGCAUCUCUGUGUCUUUGUGUACAUUUUGCAUCUGUUUAGUGUUUCUUUUGGGUAUCUCAUGGUCAUUUUGCGUCUCUUUGGGUUCGUUUUUGCAUCUCUUUGUGGUCGUUUGUUGUCUCUUUGUCGUUGUUUUAUGUCUCUUUGGGGUUAUUUUGCACCUGUUUAGUGUUUCCUUUGCAUCUCAUGUAGUCAUUUUUGUAUCUCUGCGGUUGUUUUGCAUCACUUUGUGGUCGUUUUGUGUGUUUGGGGGGUCUAGGGGCCUGUGUCCUGUAUUACCGUUCCGUUUUCAUCCAUGCCUGUUUGAACUUCUGUGUUCAGUAAAGUUACUUCCCCCACUUCCCUCUAUACCUGACGCUCGACAGUAUAUUACGACCUUGUCGGUUGGACCUGGAAUUUCCUAAAGCACCUGAAUGCGGCGCUGACGUGCCUCCAUUUUGUGUCGGUCGGCCGUUUCCGUGUUUCCGAGCAGGGACCGAUUAAACGGUGUCAGCGGGGAGUAUGGCUCUGCUUGCAGGUCGGGAGUGCGGAGACGUCUUGCAGGGAGAGCCGGGCAGCGCUGACACUGACAGCUGGGUAGUAAACAGCUAACGGCCAACAGCUAACGGCUAAAAGCGGCUAGCUCCAGUGUUACCGCAACUAGCCGAGCUGGUAAACCGUCGAUAGCAGGCUAACGUUAGCCGGCUAACCCGUGAGUGUUUUUGGUGGCGUUGAGUUACAUCACCGCGACCUACCAGCACCCUCCCACCCUAAUUUUUGUCAAACUGCUCCGACCACGGAUUGCCACAACGGCACUUUCCAUUCAUGUUGUUUUGGAGGACGAGACAACCAGACCUCCUCUUCUUCGAGCCAGGGAGUCAGUGUGUGUCGUCCCAGCUGAGACAGUGAAGUCACCUGCCUUUACCCCACACAGAGAGGUGCCAAGAGAGGGACAGGAUGCCUAUUCCUCCCCCUCCCCCUCCUCCCCCUGGACCCCCACCCCCACCCACCUUCAAUGAGGCAAACACGACUCCUCCCAAACUGAGCACAUCCGAGGCUAAGGGCCGAGGAGCGCUGCUUUCAGACAUCUGCAAAGGAACCAAGCUGAAGAGGGUCACUGCGGUCAGUGACCGGAGUGCUCCCGUUCUAGAGAAAUCAGGAGGAGGUGGCGGUGGAGGAGGUGGAGGUGGAGGUGGAGGAUUUGGAGGUGGAGGGCCAAAGGGAAUGGGGGGCCUUUUCCAAGGCGGUGUGCCAAAAUUACGCCCAGUUGGAGAUGGUUCAGCAGUAGGUGGUUCGGUGGGCAGAUCCGCACUGAGGCCGCCGGGGUCGCGACCCACAGCCCCUCGCCCCCCAACGGGCCGCUCCAACUCGCCCUCCCCAGCCAACAGGCCCUCUCCACCCGAGCACCAGCGCUCCCACCGCCCCUCACUCCCCGACAUCUCCCGCCCCUCCAGUAGCAGCAGCAGCUCGUCAACAGGCAGCGGGAUGAAGCACAGCACCUCCGCCCCGCCCCCCCCUCCACCCUUCAACAGGGGUGGCCGUGGCAACGCUCCGCCUACCCCCAACCAGAAAGCACCCGCUACGCCUUCCACAUCCUCUUCUCACAGCAGAGAGAAGCCCCUCCCGCCGACACCCAACAGAGGCCCCACCCCUUCCAGCUCCGUGAAGCCGCCGUCAUCUUCCAGCAGACCUCCAACAGGCGGCUCCUCCGCUCCUCCGCCUCCCCCGCCCUACAGACCACACACAUCAGUAGGCAUCUCCAACGGGCCGUCCCACGUAGACGGGGGCGGUGCCCCGGAGCUGCCACAGAGGCACAACUCCCUGCACAAAAAACACACAUCAGGAGGCGGCAGCCAUGGACGCAGCCACGCCCCUCCACCUCCUCCUUCAUCAUCUCCAUCCUCUCAGCAGGUCGCCAGACCACCACCACCUGCCAGAGAUCCGCCUGGACGCAGAGCAGCUCCCCAGGUGCCUCGUAACGGCGGUCGUGAUGCCCCUCCUCCCCCACCCCCGUACCGCAUCAACAGCUCUGCGAUCUCAGAGUCCCACACCCGAGCGGGAAAACCGCCUCCUCCUCCCUCCUCUUCCUCCAUCUCAUCCUCCUCCUCAUCCACCCGCACCCCGGCCGGACCCCCUCCACCUCCCCCGCCCAUCAGGAAUGGCCACUCCAUCACCUCCUCCUCCAAGUCCAUCAUAGAUGAUUUUGAAUCCAAGUUCAACUUCCACCCCAUUGAAGACCUUCCACCUCCAGAGGAGUACAGGCAUUUCAACAAGGUCUACCCCAGUAAAAACACCAAGGCCAUGAUGAGAGGAGCUCCUCCAGCGCCACCAGUGGGGAGGUGAACAGGCUUCAGCUCAGGACUUGAAACUCUCAGUCAGCUGACUCGGUCAGGAGAGAGUGGUGAAGAAACACUCGAAUCUCACACACACACACACACACACACACACACACACACACACACACACACGCUAACACUAAACCACCAGACAGAAGCACAGUGGCCAAAAAAAGUAAACACUACUACACCAGACAGGUUUGACACUACUCAGCGGUCACUUUCUUUCCUUGCACGAGAGAAUAAAAACCACUCGGAGGCGAGAAACGGACUUGACCUUUGUGACCGUGACCAUCGCGACUUCUCCUCUGCUGACUGGACGUAGAGGCCUCGGUUUGACUACACAUAUCAGGACCAAACUCCGAACACUUCCAAACCUGUGCAUUCCACCUUUUCCACAUUUUUUUAAUGCAUAUUCUUGAUGAUGAUGUUGAUUUUCAUAAUUCUGAAUAACCUCUUUUAUUUUGUUUAUUUUAUUAUUUUUGGUGUCAGCAUUAAUUUGUGGGGGAAAGAAAUUGAAUUGAAUUUAUGUUUUAGUUUUCAGCAAAUGAAUUCCACUCAAGUCUCCCCACAAAACUGAUAAUGCUACGAAUGUGGGGUUUAUUGAUGGUAAUUUUAUUUUGUUAUCUUUUUUUUUUCGGUUAAGUUUACGUCUUUAAUAGCCAUUCCAGCAGUGCCAGGUGAGGGUGCGUUUGAUUCAUCUCGCUGUCUCUGUGUGCCAAAAGCGGGUGGAGUCGAAUGAACUACCAAGAGUGAGGACAGUUUUCACGCUUGUUUUUUAUGUAACUAUAAGUUCUCUCUGAUCAUGGACAAAAUGCAUUACAGGAAAGCUUGCCAAGUUUUGACAGAAGCUUUGCCUGGUUGUUUAUUUUUACAUUCGGAGAGGGACUGUUUCCUGCUUUUUUUUUUCUUCUUUUUUUCUUUUUUUUUCUCCUCUCCUUUAUUUGAGGGUGUUUUUAUUUCCAUCUUCAGGCGAUGUUGCACGGCAGCUUAACUGCUCAACCGAGACACUGUGCACGACGCUCAUUUAUGCACUUAACACAUCGGGAUUACACUCACAUUGAUGUAACACCAAACAAAAAACACACAAGGAUUCAUUCCUAGUCUGUCCCUGAUGUGUCUAACUGUAGUUCACAUAGCCAGCAUCUUGCUCCACUCACACACUGUGGUUUCUGUGUGGGCCGUCGCGAAGCCCAACAGUAAAUUAUUAGUUGUUUACUGGACCAAGUUUUGAUGAGUUUUAGCUGCAGGUUUGCAGAGUUUUGCAGGAGUUUAUAAGGGAUCGUUUAUCACUUUCCGCAGAAUUCCUUUUCCAGGGAAGUCGGUCCAACAGCUCAAGUCUGUUCUGAAUCCAUAAUUUUACUUUUGCUGCUGGUGGCCCUUUAAAGAAGGACCGUACGACCACAGGAAGACGAUAUGUUGUUGUUGUUAAAUUGCUAUGCAGUUUGAUAGAUUGUAGCUGGUAAGAGCUAACCAAAAAAAAAAGGAACACUUAAGUGCCAGAGAACUAUUAAUUCAGAUGGAGGUUCUUCACUACACUUUUUUUUCUUUUUUUUUUCCUUUAAGCUUGACUUAAAAAACACUAAUUACAUAUUCAGACUAAGAAACCAGGCAGGAAAAAUGAAGAAAUAGAAAUGCUUGUUCAGGUCAUUCUCCAUUCUCCAUUCUCAGUGAUGCAGCGCCUCCUGCUGGUCUUUGCCUUACACGAAUCCGUUGUCACUCUCAUCGGUACCAGUGCUUUUAUUUUUGUUUGUUUUUUUUAGGGGGAAGAUGAUGACAACAAAGUAAAUAAGACAUAAGUCUAUUUGAAAAUGCAAUAAAUAUUGUAUAUUUACAUUAAGGAAUAUGGUAAUCAUAGUUAUUGAUCUAUUUUUAUGUUUGUAAAAAGCUUGUAAUAUAGGAAAGAGAAAUGAUUAAGAGUUAUAACAAUGUUCCAGUCGGUGAGCUGACUCUCUGUAGCACUUCUCCGGAUGUUUGGCCAUAGUGGUGAAUGAGCUAAAUGGAUGUGUGUGAGGUUUUGCCAACGAGCCGACAUUUUGGGGAUUCCGUUUCUUAAAAAUCCAGUUGCUGGGUGAACUAGUGAACAGGAUGAGCGGUGGAUGACGGCGACAACACACAAAGGAAAACGAAGAAGAAACAACAACAACAACAUACGGAAGUACACUUCCUGUCCUGGAUGAGCGCUCACCUUGACACGCAGGUGACCCAUCACGUUUGUCUCCUCAUGUUCUCACCUUGUCAAAUCUGAAGAGUAAAAACCCUGUGGUCAUUUCAUGUUAAUCAACCUUGUUUUUAUCAUUUGAAAUAAUUUCAAAUAAAUGUAUUCCUGUUGGGGAAAAAGGUA
Molecule: messenger RNA, 5123 nt
Organism: Xiphias gladius (swordfish)
Lineage: Eukaryota; Metazoa; Chordata; Actinopteri; Istiophoriformes; Xiphiidae
Gene: wipf2a
Product: WAS/WASL interacting protein family, member 2a
Exons: 9
Coding region: 1401-2786 (461 amino acids)
Molecular function (GO): actin binding
Source: RefSeq, a predicted model, not a curated record